CGAGGGGCCGCCGCGGAGGGGCGGCCGCGGGCCAGUCCGAUGCCCGCGCCGCGGCGGCCGGCGACGGGCGCAUGGCUGCGGCGCCUGGCCUUCGCGGUGUUGGCCACGCGCAGGCCCUCAGGCGGCGACCCGUUCGCGGCCGCGGAUGCGGAGCAGGCCCAGAACAUGAGCUGCAAGGGCGGCGAGAGGGGGAUCUGCCGAUGCUUGCUGAGCGACAAGGCCUUGAGUGCCGAUCCGGAUGAGUGCGACGCCGUCAAGGACCCGAUGACGUACGCGGAAGAUACCGUCGUGGCGGCGAUGACCAGGCCCGAUUCGCAGUGCGCCAACAUGAAGCCCGUGGUGGAGUGCUCCAAGAAGCUGGGCUGCCUCAGCCCGUCGGUCAGACAGCGGUGCCUGAAGGUGAAGUCCGAGAACGAGGGCUGCGAGCUGAACUGCCACGAGGAGCCGGGCGAGGCCGACGAGCGCUCGGAGCCCAGGGAGGGCGGCUUCGGCACCAGGCUCACGCUGCUGCUCCUGUCGUGCCUGCUCCCCACCGCGGUCAUCGCCACGUGUACAAAGGCGCCCUCGCUGCCCGGCUUCUGUGCCAGCCUGGUGCAGGACGGCAACUCGCACUGGUGAGGUGCCCGCGCGCGCGCGGGGGGGCUGCCAGAGAGGCGAAGCACCAUGGGACAGCAAGGGCCCGGAUCUCAGGGCAACGCCCGGAUCUCGGGGGGGGGGAGGCGUCCUCGCCGUGCGCCCCAGAGGGGGCCGCGCCUUCGCCCCCGCCCGGCGCGCGACGGCGCCGCGCCGGCGCGCCGGCCAGGGCCGUGCCCGCGCGGCGCGGGGGCCCG
Messenger RNA from Prorocentrum cordatum, 830 nucleotides. Lineage: Eukaryota; Dinophyceae; Prorocentrales; Prorocentraceae. The record is from the annotation of a GenBank genome assembly.